AUGUGCUCAACCAACGCUACCGACUUCUUGCGAGCUCUGCCCAAGUGCGAGCACCAUAUCCAUAUCGAGGGCACGCUCGAGCCAAAGAUGCUCUUCGCCCUCGCCGAGCGACACAACAUCACCCUCGACUCGUCCAUGUACAGCACCAUCCCCGCGCUCGAAGAGAGAUACCGCAACUUUGCCAACCUGGACGACUUCCUCGCCUAUUUCAACAAAGCGAUGGACGUCCUCCUCGACGAAGAAGACUUUGCCGCCCUCGCCUUUGCCUACAUGCAGCGCGUCCAUGCAGAUGGACUCGUACACGCCGAGAUCUUCUUUGACCCGCAGGCGCACACCGGUCGCGGAGUUGCGUUGAGUGUGGUGGUGAACGGGUUGAAGAAGGGGUUGAAGCAGGGCGAGCUCGAGUUCGGCAUCUCGACGGAACUCAUCAUGUGCUUCGUCAAGCACUUGCCGGUCGAGUCGGCGCUGGAAGCGGUCGCCGAGAUGAAGCCUUUCGUCGAGAAGGGGGACGUGAUUGGGCUAGGGGCGGACUCGUCGGAGAAGAACAACCCUCCCUCCAAGUUCGCCGCCGUCUACUCGCUCGCUCGCGAACUGCACUUCCCGCGCCUCACGAUGCACUCGGGCGAAGAAGGCCCCGCCGACUGGGUCCGCCAAACCGUCUUCGACCUCGGCAUCAACCGCGUCGACCACGGCUUCCACGCGGCGGACGACGAGAAGUUGUUGGAGGAGCUCGCGAGGCGCGAGACGUUCCUUACGCUGUGCCCGUUGUCGAAUGUGCGGUUGCAGGUCACGCCUGAGGGAGUGCACCAGAGUCCGAUUCCGCUGCUGUUGGAGAAGGGGGUCAAGUUCAGCUUGAACUCGGACGACCCGGCGUACUUUGGCGGCUACAUCCUCGACAACUACCUCGCCGUGCACGCCGCCUUCAACUUCCCCAAACCGACCUGGCGCCGGAUCGCACAGAACGGGAUCGACGGAUCGUGGUGCUCGGACGCGCGGAAGGCGGAACUGUCGGAGCGGUUGGAGGCGGUUAUGCAGCAGUGGGAGGGGAAGGAGAUUUAG
Molecule: messenger RNA, 1059 nt
Organism: Rhodotorula toruloides NP11
Lineage: Eukaryota; Fungi; Basidiomycota; Microbotryomycetes; Sporidiobolales; Sporidiobolaceae
Product: adenosine deaminase
Exons: 7
Coding region: 1-1059 (352 amino acids)
Biological process (GO): hypoxanthine salvage; adenine catabolic process; purine ribonucleoside monophosphate biosynthetic process
Cellular component (GO): nucleus; cytosol
Molecular function (GO): adenine deaminase activity
Source: RefSeq, a predicted model, not a curated record